UUGGGGAAUGAGGAGUCCGGGAGGGGGCGGUUCCCGUUCUUCCGCCGAGCCGGAUGUUAGCCGAGCUUUGACAGGCGUGGCAGAGGGAGCAGUACCCGGGCGCGGCUUCUCUCCAGUUCGGCAGUAGUGGACAAACUGGCCAUGGAUCCACUCUCAGAGCUGCAGGACGACCUGACUUUGGAUGACACCAGCCAGGCUCUGAACCAGCUGAAGCUUGCCUCCAUCGAUGAGAAGAACUGGCCCUCAGAUGAAAUGCCGGAUUUCCCCAAGUCAGAUGACUCCAAAAGCAGCUCCCCAGAGCCUGUCACACACCUGAAGUGGGAUGACCCUUACUACGACAUCGCCAGGCACCAGAUUGUGGAGGUGGCAGGCGAUGACAAGUUUGGGCGCAAGAUCAUCGUGUUCAGUGCCUGUCGAAUGCCCCCUAGCCACCAGCUGGACCACAGCAAGCUCCUGGGGUACCUGAAGCACACCCUGGACCAGUACGUGGAGAGUGACUACACGCUGCUCUACCUGCACCAUGGCCUGACCAGCGACAACAAGCCCUCCCUCAGCUGGCUCCGGGACGCCUACCGGGAGUUUGACCGCAAGUACAAGAAGAACAUCAAGGCCCUGUACAUCGUGCACCCCACCAUGUUCAUCAAGACCCUGCUCAUCCUCUUCAAACCCCUCAUCAGCUUCAAGUUUGGGCGGAAGAUCUUCUACGUGAAUUACCUGAGUGAGCUGAGUGAGCAUGUGAAGCUGGAGCAACUGGGGAUCCCACGCCAAGUACUCAAGUAUGAUGACUUCCUCAAAUCCACCCAGAAGAGCCCUGCCACGGCCCCCAAGCCUAUGCCCCCUCGGCCCCCACUGCCCAACCAGCAGUUUGGGGUCUCCUUGCAGCACCUCCAGGAAAAGAGCCCAGAGCAAGACCCGAUUCCGAUUGUGCUCAGGGAGACCGUGGCCUACUUACAGGCCCAUGCUCUCACCACCGAGGGGAUUUUCCGGAGGUCGGCUAGCACCCAAGUUGUACGGGAAGUACAGCAGAAGUACAACAUGGGGCUGCCCGUGGACUUCGACCAGUACAAUGAGCAGCACCUGCCAGCGGUCAUCCUCAAGACCUUCCUUCGGGAGCUUCCUGAGCCUCUGUUAACCUUCGACCUGUACCCCCACGUCGUGGGCUUCCUCAACAUUGAAGAGAGCCAGAGAGUGGAGGUGACACUGCAGGCCCUCCAGACGCUGCCUGAGGAGAACUACCAAGUGCUCCGUUUUCUGACCGCCUUCCUGGUGCAGAUUUCUGCCCACUGUGGCCAGAAUAAGAUGACCAACACUAACCUGGCUGUCGUCUUUGGCCCUAACCUGCUAUGGGCCAAGGAUGCCGCCAUCACCCUCAAGGCCAUUAAUCCCAUCAACACCUUCACCAAGUUCCUCCUGGAUCAUCAAGGGGAGUUGUUUCCCAGCCCUGACUCCAAGGGGCUCUGAGCCCAGCCCUGGUCCCACCAGGCCCUUCUCUGGUAGCCCCAGUUUGGACUCUUCCUCCUGGCAUCAGCCUUAUAGGAGCCUGGGGCUCCUGCCCAGGGACCAUGAAGCCCCCGGGAGCUAGAGCUGGAGCCAGCCAACUGCCCCUCUGUCCAGCCCACCUCCCUGGCCCCGGAGGCCUCGCCGUGCUCACAAGACGGUCGUCUUCGCCUUACACUUCUCACUGCCUCUCUGGGUCCCUGGCUCCUUCCGGGCUCCCCAGAGCUGAGCUUGGCUCUUCCAGCUGGAUGAAGACAAGCUCAGCAACCCCUUCCUGCUCUUUCCUGCUUGUCUCCUGGCAUCUGUGGGUGACCAAAUCCGCUGGCUAGGCCGCUUCCCUCCCUGAGUGUCGAGAGUGGACAGCUGAGCGCUGAGUCGGUCCUGCCAUGCCUGGGCACCCCCUGGCUGGGUCUGCUGCCCUGCUUUUUAGAAGUCCCGCGGCUGCACAAAGGCCUGGGUGCAAGCACCCUGCUCCUGUCCUUGCUCAGCCUUGGUAUUCCACACAUGGAAUGUGAGGGCCGAGUCGGCUUCCUCUUCCUCUUUCUCCUCCACACAUCCUGGGUCAGCCUUUCCCAAAUGCUACUGCCCCUCGGGUGGCCCUGGGCUGCCAGGACUGGCAGCUUGGAUGUCAGGGCUAAGUCCCAAUGUCCACCCAGAAUAGACCUCCAGUCCACCCGAGAGCCCCAGCGGCUGCUCAGGUCCAUACCCAGCAGGCUCUGCGCCUCCUGUCCUGUGUGGACAGAGACUCAGCCCGCAGGCUCUUGUGGACCUGCCCGCCGUGGAGACACACUGGUCCCUGUGCUGGCCCGUGGUGACUCAGCACAUUGGGGUCUGGUGGCUCCUUCCUCUGGCUGCAGGACCUUGCAGGGGGCUGGAGUAAGGCUCCAAGUGCCCACAGGAAGGGCGGAGAUCGGCCAGUAGAUCAGCCCCCACAGGCAUAUGGACCCAGGGCCAUGGUCCAUCAGAAACCUGGACCCCAAUGGUAGUUGAUAGCCCUCUUCCAGCAGUGUCCCUUGGAAUCACAUGCCUUCCUAAUGAACCCUAGGGACCCCCGUGUUAGUGCAGCCUUGUCUGAUGGCAGGGAAGUCCCUGCAGUAAUCCGGCCUCCACAAGCCUUGACCAGCUGGGGCAAGGACUGUGGGGAUCCUCACUGUGCUCCCAUCUGUGAGCCAAGUGGGGCCUGGGCCCAGCCUCCCCGGGUGCUGCCCCAACACCACUGGCCUGUCAGGAUUCCUGGGCCUGGAGCUGCUGCUGGUCCUCUCGGCCCGUGUCGGGCCUGACCUGGGCUGCUCCGUUUUCUACCCGCCUUUGUAUAUCAUGUGUUGCUCACAGCCCCACUGCCCGGGAAGCCUUUGGGAUCUAUGAGGUCUUUCUCCUGUCCCCUGCCCCACUGCUCGGUACCCAGGGGGGGGCGCUUGUACUGUGAAUCGAGUGUUCACAUUCACACUUAACGACUUCCUUGGCACCAAUCAUGUAUUUCACCGUUUGCACUUUUUGUAUUUCAAUAAAAAUGGAGAUGGAAAACCGCC
Molecule: messenger RNA, 3026 nt
Organism: Tupaia belangeri chinensis (Chinese tree shrew)
Lineage: Eukaryota; Metazoa; Chordata; Mammalia; Scandentia; Tupaiidae
Gene: ARHGAP1
Product: Rho GTPase activating protein 1
Exons: 13
Coding region: 142-1461 (439 amino acids)
Biological process (GO): negative regulation of endocytic recycling; small GTPase-mediated signal transduction
Cellular component (GO): cytoplasm
Molecular function (GO): GTPase activator activity
Source: RefSeq, a predicted model, not a curated record